Molecule: messenger RNA, 1608 nt
Organism: Culex pipiens pallens (northern house mosquito)
Lineage: Eukaryota; Metazoa; Arthropoda; Insecta; Diptera; Culicidae
Product: UDP-glycosyltransferase UGT5-like
Exons: 3
Coding region: 32-1561 (509 amino acids)
Molecular function (GO): UDP-glycosyltransferase activity
Source: RefSeq, a predicted model, not a curated record
CUCAGCAUUCGCACAACUCGUAUUCAGUGCAAUGAGACUAGCUUCAACUCUUCUAGUUCUGACCUCCCUGACUUGGUCCGUCCAAGGAUACCGGAUUCUCAGCAUCAACGCCAGCCCAAGCCGCUCCCAUGUGAUCGUACAGGAAGCCCUGGCCAAGGAGCUGGCCCGUCGCGGUCACCAGGUAACGAUGGUGAGUCCCUACCCGGCGGAGAAACCUCUGGAGAACUAUCGACAGAUUGUCGUACCGCUGGAUUCGUACUGGAAAGCUACCAUGUCAAAGUUCAUGGAGGAUCAGUCCAAAAUCGCACUGUUCAAGAACAUGCCAAAGAUGAACCAGAUCAUGCAGGACGCCGCGAACAACACCAUCAACCACCCGGAGGUGCAGCGGAUCAUCCGGGAGGAGCCGUUCGACCUGUUCAUUACCGGACUGAUGAGUGACUUCGUGCUUGGAGUUGCCUACCAGCUGGGAGUCCCGAGCGUCGUGGUGUGUCCCAACGCGGCGAUGGAGAUGGUCAACAGCAUGGUCGGCAACCCGGCACCGCUGGCCACGGUGCCGAAUCCCAUGGUGGGAGCGACGAACGCGAUGACCUUCACCGACCGGUUGAAAAACUUGCUCGGUAAGGCGAUUGAGGGCGGGUUCGCGUGGUACAUGAAAACUUCAUCGGAGCAGUACUACAACUCCAACUUCCCACGGGACCAAUUUCCAUCCUACGACGAGGUGCGCCGCAAUGUAUCGCUGGUGCUGAUAAAUCAAUACUUCACCAAGACGGCGGCGCGUCCGUACGUCCAAGCCAUGGUUGAAGUGGGUGGACUGCAGAUCAAGCCCGUUCCCGAUCCACUUCCGGCAGAUCUUCAAGAGUGGCUCGAUGGAGCGACGGAUGGGGCGGUAUUCUUCAGCAUGGGAACCAAUCUGCAGAGUUCAACGAUCCCGGCGGAGAAGCUGCAAGCGUUGGUAGCGACCUUCGGCAAGCUCAAGCAGCGCGUCAUCUGGAAGUGGGACUCGGAAGACAUCCCGAACAAACCCGCAAACAUUCUACUCCGAAGUUGGUUACCUCAGGAUGACAUUCUAGCGCACAAGAACGUCCGACUCUUCAUAACGCACGGAGGACUCGGUGGAAUCGCCGAAGCGCAAUACCACGGAGUUCCGCUGGUCGGAAUGCCCAUGUUCGGCGAUCAACCGUUCAAUCUGGAGCGAGUUAGGGAGGAAGGCUGGGCCGUGGUAGUUCCCUUUGCGGAUCUUACCGAGCAAGCGCUUACGGAUGCGGUGGGUGAAGUUCUGCACAACCCUAGCUACUCGCAGAAGGUCAAAGAGCUGUCGAUGUUGUACCGCGACCGGCCCCUGUCCGCGAUGGAUACGGCGGUGUUUUGGACGGAGUACGUGAUUCGGCACAAGGGAGCGCGUCACAUGAGGUAUUCCGGCGUGGAUCUCAACUUUGUUCAGCUGAACAUGCUGGAUGUGUGGGCGUUUUUGGGAGUGCUGGUGAUUGUGGGAGUGAAGGUCACGCUGUGGACCUGCUCGAAAUGUUUUGGGAAAAGAAGCGCGAAAUACAAGAUGAACUAGUCACUUUGUAGCUUCUUCAACAAUAAAUGCAAAUUGCAUCUACUAGA